Messenger RNA from Teleopsis dalmanni, 782 nucleotides. RefSeq lists its product as uncharacterized. Bases 9 to 713 code for a protein of 234 amino acids. The record is from RefSeq and is a predicted model, not a curated record. The transcript has 2 exons. Lineage: Eukaryota; Metazoa; Arthropoda; Insecta; Diptera; Diopsidae.
CAAAAGUCAUGGCUGAACUUAAAGAAUUCUACUUCAAGAGUGAACCUGGUAUAAUGGAACUGCUUGCAAAAUUAACAGAGGAUUAUGCAAACUAUUCUUCAAAGGUUGUGGAAAAAUGGCCUGGUUAUGCUAAAAUUGCAGAAAAAAUGCGUAAAAAUGUUGGUGACACCUUCAAGCAAAAAAUUUUAAAAAUUUUCCCAAAAGAACAAGCUUUAGUUAAGGUACUUGUUCAUGCGGAUUUGUGGAUCAAAAAUAUUCUUAUGCUGAGGGAUGCUGAAGGUCCAAAAGAUGCUAUAUUUGUGGAUUACCAGAUGUGCUUUGAAGGAAGUCCUGCAUUGGACAUUCACAAUUUGUUUAUAACAAGUGUUAAAUUGGAUGUAUUGAAAACUAAACGUCUCGAAUUAAUUAGACAUUACUAUGACGUCUUACGCACUACACUCAUUGCUUGCGAUUAUAAUAGAGACGACAUACCAACAUUAGACGAUAUUUUAUAUGAAGUACAACGCACUGAAUUCUUUUCGUAUUAUGAGCUCGUUUUUCCAUUCGCCCAAACAAAUCUCAGUGAUAAGUUAACGGAAGGCUUAGGUGUUGGUGAUUUAACAGAGGAAAAUAAUAUGGAACGCACUCUAAAAGAUAUAUACAGUAAUCGUAGAGUUUUGGAUACAUAUGCCUAUGAGUUGAGGCGUUUGGAUGAUCUAGGCAUACUCGAUUAAAUUAUGUUUGCAAUGUAAACGUCUUACAAAUUUGAUAUAAAUUUUGUACUUAAUUUAGUUAUAAUAACU